GAGAUAAGAUAGUAAACAGAUGAUAAGAUAUAUAAGCAAUAAUGAAACAAAUUAUUUUUAGUAUGGUGAUAUCUACCCGCGCUGCAUCAUGAGUUUCAACGACAAAGUAGUUAUUGUGACUGGCGCGAGCUCCGGUAUUGGAGCCGCCAUUGCCGUCGAAUUCUCUGGACUUGGAGCUAAAGUGACUAUUGUUGGAAGAAAUGAAACCAAACUGAAAGAGGUCGCGAAGAAAUGUAAAAAUCCCUUGACAGUAGUGGCGGACAUUACUAAGGAAAACGACAUUAAGAAAAUUGUUACCGAAACCUUGAACCGCUUUGGAAAAAUUGAUAUCUUGAUAAACAAUGCUGGGAUGGCUAUUCAGGCGAGUAUUUUAGCUGAAAAUGCUAUGGAAACCUACGAUAAGGUGAUGAACACAAACCUACGUUCUGCUGUGUACCUCACACAUCUUGCCGCGCCCCACAUCGUCAAAACCAAAGGGAACAUUAUUAAUAUAUCAAGUAUAGCCUCGUUAACCGUCUUCGGUAAGGAUCAAUUUUCAUACGGCACAUCGAAGGCUGCUAUGGAUCACUUCACCAGAUCUAUUGCUGCUGAACUAGCUUCAAGUGGAGUUCGUGUCAACUCUGUGAAUCCUGGGCCAGUGAAGACCGAUUUCCUGGAAAAUAUCGGUAUAAGCAAGGACCAACUGGAAGCUACUUUUGAACAUAUGGCUAAAAUGACUGCACUGGGGAGAGUUUCUGGUGCAGAAGAAAUUGCUGAUUUGGUUACGUUCUUAGCGAGUGAUAAAGCUAAAGCCAUUACAGGUGCCGUAUUUGUAUCUGAUAACGGAGUUUUAAUUAAGGCUAAUUAGAGUUGUAGAAAGAUAUAAUAACUGUGUGAAGUAAGGAGGAUGAAUAAUAAUUAUUAUAGCCUAUUUAUAACACCGGUGAAGACACCCUUCAUUGUCAUACUAGAUCAGCUGUGAAGAGGAAUAUCGAGAUAAAUAGACAUAAUAAGACCACAACAAUGGGUGGUUUGUUGAUGCAGUUGUAAAUCCCCACCUCAAGGACGAGUCCUGUGAUUUCAGUUAUUUAUAGACGAAUUUAUUGAAUCUAACUCUCAUUCAUUCGCUUGCAUUGUUACCUACCGCAGUGAAUCACAAAAAACUAGUUUGUGAAAAACUCUUGUAAAAAAUCCACCUUUUUGAAAAAGGAGUAACAUACUGUUUUUGUACAUAAAUUGCAUUUAUUGAUUUAUUUACAAUUAAAUCAAUAAAUGCACAAAAUGAAA
Molecule: messenger RNA, 1266 nt
Organism: Trichoplusia ni (cabbage looper)
Lineage: Eukaryota; Metazoa; Arthropoda; Insecta; Lepidoptera; Noctuidae
Exons: 1
Coding region: 89-847 (252 amino acids)
Molecular function (GO): oxidoreductase activity
Source: RefSeq, a predicted model, not a curated record